GCCCUUGAACGCGGCAUUAGGCCUGACAGAAACCGUGUUGUGGCUGAGUGGAUCGUCUCCAGCUAUUAGGGCGGGCCUUUUCGGGCCGCUGCUACAGGGAUACCAAGAUGGAAAUCCAGGGGCUUUCUGAUGCCCAAAACAUCCACUCUCAACAUGGCGCCCUAUACAGAACAACUUCGUCUGCUACUCGACCAACAGUAGCCCCGUCGCCGCAAUUAAUUUCAGUCGAAAAUGAAGCAGAGCUGUCCGAGCCUCAGAGUGACAGCAACAACAACCCUAGGCCGAAGACGACGCAGUUUCGCCUGCUGGCUGAAGAUGGGAACGAGGUCGCUCGUUCGCCUGCCACUAAGCAAAGUUCCGCUACCAGCAGCAUUGUGCCCGAAGACAGGACGCUUCUGGGACUUCAUAACAUGAUGAAUGCUGAGAAAGAAAAUGUGCUCAUUUCCCUUCUGGGCUCACAUGAGUUUAACAGAACAGAGUGGAAGUAUGAGGAAAACAGAGAGGUGAUGCAAAUGGCGCUGCCUCUGUUCGAAGGGGAGGCGGAAGCGAUGCCGCAGAGACAGCUAACGUUAUCUUCUCCGGUAUUAAGGCAGCAGCGUGAGGACGGCGCCUUGAAGCAACCUCCAGGUGACAGCAUCGGUACUGUUAAUGCUGCGGUUGGAAGCCGCAACCUGGGGAAGAAAGCUGACAGACAAGCACAGGAUUUAUACGUUUUAUUUAACACUGGCCAAGAGGAUGGCGCGGUCACUGCGAGCAAAACCCAAGCGGAUAGAUCCUGUGACAGCGGUAGUACAGUGAAAGGUAAGGGAGCGGAGUGCUGCGGCUCGAUGGAGGCCGGCAGCAACAGCAGAGCAGCCUUAUGUGAGUCCGCCGACAGCCUGAGGUGUCCUGAUAUGCAAACACUGAAGAAGGCAGAGCAUGUUAUUAGCUUAUUAACCGAUAAUCCCGCCGUGCUUAGUGCCAAACAAGGUGGUGAUCAUCGAACCGUCGAAGAUGUUGUUUUGACUAACAAAUAUGGCGAUAAGAUUUGUGGGCAGAUCUGUACAGAAAACAGUGUCGACAGACUGCUCAGGGAGACCCGACCCGACCUCAGCUCUCUGCUGAUUUCGGAGGCGGCGGGGGUUGUGGAAGCUAUGGAGAAAUCAGCCUACUUUACAGAGUCAGCGGGAGUACUGGACGGUUCACACCCAGUCACUUCUUCCAGCAGUCCGUCUGCUGGUGAGACUUUUUCAGGAACCAUAACUAUAAACAACCAAAGCAUCAUUGUUACUAUUGAGAAUGGGGUCCUGACUCUGGCUGCCCCACCAGAGGGACAUGUUCACAAAGAGGAUGACAUGGUCAGCCUAAAGGAACAUCUAGGCAUGAAAGACUAUGAAGAUAUUGUUCUUCUCAAUUAUGAUAGUGGUACUAAAUCCAUCGGGAAGAUCAGCACAUUGGCAGUAGCCAGUUCCAAUCCACAGGAAGAGCCCAGACCUGGUCUGUCUGUUAGUGACUCUGAGCUGGCUCUGGUGGAUGACUGCUCCUUAUCAGAAAUGGGCACUUCACUAGACUCUUGUUGUGUUGUUAAACAGGAAGCAGGGGUACUGUGUGCUGUGACAGAGGCUGAUCUCAUUUCUCCAUCACCAAGAACCCCAGUAGGAGCGUGUGAGAAUGAAGACUUAAACUCCCUCUCGCUGAUCAGAUCAAAGAAAGACACUGUGGCCACUUUUGCUUGCCCAGAACCCGGUUGCUCCUCUACAUUUGAGUCCCGUCAGAAACUUAAGGUCCACCUGCUAAACCACGCAGAGGAACCACGGCCAUAUCAGUGCAAAGUGGAGGACUGUGGCUGGGCGUUUGCCACUUCCUACAAACUAAAGCGCCACCUUCAAUCCCACGAUAAGCAGCGGCCACAUACCUGUGAGUUUGAAGGCUGCGGCCGGAGGUUCACCACGGUCUACAACCUAAAGGCUCACGUUAAAGUCCAUGAGCAGGACAAUGCCUUCAUCUGUGAGGUCUGCAACGAGAAGUUCCGCAGCGCCACUCGCCUCACCAAUCACCAGAGGGUUCACUUUGCACCACAGAGACCCCACAAGUGUGAAUUCCCUGGCUGUGAGAAAACCUUCAUCACCUUCAGUGCACUCUUCUCACACAAUCGCACUCACUUCAGAGAAACGGGCCAAUUCACAUGCUCCUACCCAGGCUGCGAGAAGACGUACGACAAGGCCUGUCGGCUCAAAAUCCACAUGAGAAGUCACACAGGUGAGAGACCCUUUGUGUGCGACUCAGAAGGUUGUGGUUGGUCUUUUACCAGCAUGUCAAAGUUGCUCCGUCAUAAACGGAAACAUGAUGAUGACCGACGUUUUGUCUGUCCAGAGGAGGGAUGUGGGAAGUCUUUCACCAGAGCUGAGCACCUGAAGGGCCACAGCAUCACCCACCUGGGCACCAAACCCUUUCAGUGCCAUGCAGAAGGCUGUUGUGCCAAAUUCUCAGCACGCAGCAGCCUGUACAUACACUCCAAGAAGCAUAAACAGGAUGCCAGCACCCUGAGAACCCGCUGUCCUGUGGCCAAUUGUUCGAAGCACUUCUCCUCCCGCAGCAGCCUUAAGAGCCACGUUCUUAAACAGCACCACCUAAGUCCAGACGUUCUCAGCCAAAUGGAGACAACACCCACCCUGACUCCCAGCAGUGAGCUCAUCAGUUCCACCCCAACAUCAGUUGCUGGGCCUGGAGUCGCUGGGUCAGACCAGCUGUCCAACUUGGACCUGAGCUCUCUGUUCUCUUCUGUCCCUGAUGGUGCUGCGCCUACUGCUGGCAUUGAAGUGGGAGUCCCUGUGGCUGGGAGCGGCUCUAACGGCUCCUUCUCAAUGGAUCUGUCUCUGGUCAGCUCAGGGAUUCUUACCAUCGACGCAUCCUCAGUGGGCACCACUCUUGUUACCAGCACCGGCACCACAUUGGCCAAGCCUUUGGAUCCACUUGUCAUGGCAACUGGUGCUGAGUUGACACAUCAACAUGGACUGGAGGGGACUGUGGGAGACAUUCUCCCUCCACAAGGCACUCUCAACCUUGAUGAUGUGCAGACAGUUACCCCAGAGGCUCUAGGAACCCUCACAGCCCUGUCGAUGCAGGGUGCUGGAGCCUCUGGUGAUCCCACUCUGCAACACCCGCUCGGUUCCUCCAGCUGCCUCAGUGUGGAGUCCUCAGAUGCCUUGGCUGGAGCCCCUGUUGGCGAGCUCCUGGCAUCACCCUCCAAAGUGGUGGAGGUAGGAGCGCAAGGAAGUUCAGGCCAUCUGCUGGGCUGUGUUGAGGUUCUGGGUCCUCAGGAAGGAGGAAAGGUUCUCUCUUCGCAGUUUGUUUUCUCAAGUCCAAACAGCAGCUUCAGCUCUCAGAAGGACCUGGAACUCGCCAUGUCACCAAGCAGCUUUCUGGACAGUGGAGGUUCUGCCCGGACAGACUACAGAGCCAUCCAGCUUGCCAAGAAGAAGAAGCAGAGAGGUUCUUCAGCCACACCUGGAACUUCAGGAUCAUGUCAAAGAAAAACUAAAGCAUCAAAGGUUGCUGUGGCAACCGUACCUCUCAUUUCAUCAGGUGGUCGUUACAGUGAUGGAGCUGCAGCGGCCAGUGGGGGUCUGACUCUGCGGGACCCUGUUACGGGGACUCAGUAUGUCCAAAUACAGCUGCUGCAGGACGAUCCAACCAGUGAUGGUGACCUGGCCUUCCAGCUGAGCUCUCAGCCCUCCAGCUCUGACUCGCAGCUCACUGUCGACUUACCCGUCAACAUUUUACAGGUUAACAGCUCAGAACUGAGUUGUAAUUGUUUCCAUGCAGGAGCCCGCGGGGAUGACUGAAGAGGACAACGGCUCGGAUAAUUCCCAGUUCACAGGAAGCACCAUCAAUCUCCAGGACUUGGAAUAACGCCGCCCCAGCAAACUGCAUGCUCUCAGAGAGCUGGUGUGAGGACGAGAUCUUACUUCACCUUGAGACUGGACUCUGUUUAUUUUGAUCAACACACCCUGAGACUGGAUUCCACUGAACUGUUGCCUCGGACUUUAAAAAGCCUUUUUUGGAUUUGUGUGUACUCACCUGAUUGGUUGGAUAUGUUUCCACAAAUAAUGCACCUUUAGAUGAUAUGUUUUCUAUGUUGAAAGGAACUGUGUAUUUGUAAAAUCUAAUUUGUAUCAAAAUGAAAAGCUGAGUAGUCAUGUCAAUCAUCAGAGUUUCCCCUGAUCCCUGAGGUUCUUUGUCCCGUGGUUAACAGUCGGUGUGUAUUCCAUAGUGCCACAUUACCACUCAUGUACUGUUUAAGCUCUUGUUGCCUUACAUACGCCUCACACUGUGCAUGCCUUCACUUGCAGUUUAUCUGCCUUGUUCUUAUUUUUCACUUCUGUGUUAGUAUUCAUUUCUUUUUCCAUGACAUAAAAAGUCUGUUAAACCUGCCUGUUCAUGUGUUUUAUGUAAAAUAUGAUGAGAUCUAAUGCCUUCUUGAAAUAAUGUUUCUUUAUUUAUUAGUGGGUUUACAGAAUGGCUGAGCUAAACCCGUAUGGAUUAAAGAUUUAAAGCACAAUCUAAA
Girardinichthys multiradiatus is the source of this 4546-nucleotide messenger RNA. Its product is annotated as zinc finger protein ZXDC. Gene Ontology annotation, biological process: regulation of transcription by RNA polymerase II. Bases 108 to 3824 code for a protein of 1238 amino acids. NCBI's taxonomy places the organism in Eukaryota, Metazoa, Chordata, Actinopteri, Cyprinodontiformes, Goodeidae. Gene Ontology annotation, molecular function: transcription coregulator activity. The transcript is spliced from 10 exons. Gene Ontology annotation, cellular component: nucleus. The record is from RefSeq and is a predicted model, not a curated record.